Messenger RNA from Penicillium cinerascens, 996 nucleotides. Its product is annotated as Glycoside hydrolase-type carbohydrate-binding subgroup. The record is from RefSeq and is a predicted model, not a curated record. Bases 1 to 996 code for a protein of 331 amino acids. Lineage: Eukaryota; Fungi; Ascomycota; Eurotiomycetes; Eurotiales; Aspergillaceae. Gene Ontology annotation, biological process: beta-D-galactose catabolic process via UDP-galactose, Leloir pathway; glucose metabolic process. Gene Ontology annotation, molecular function: aldose 1-epimerase activity; carbohydrate binding. The transcript has 2 exons.
AUGUCCGCUCCCGAACAGGCCGAGUUCACCUUCCUGCCCCUGGGUGCCAUCAUCCAGGAGUUCCGCGUUGGCGGCAAGAACAUCGUCCUGGGCUUCCCCACUCAAGACCACUAUGAGAAGUACAACACCCCGCACUACGGCGCCACGAUCGGUCGCGUCGCCAACCGUAUCAAGAACGGCCUCAUUCACAGCUUGAACGGUAAAGAGUACCAGCUCACGAAGAAUAAUGGUCCCAAUGCCCUGCACGGUGGUGAAAAGGGCUGGGGUAAGCGCGUGUUCGAUGGACCCCACCACGUCAAGCGUCAUGGCCGCGACGCUCUGCUUUUCAAGUACCGCCACGUCGAUGGGGAGGAGGGAUACCCCGGUACCGUCGAGGUGCGCGUCUGGUACACCGCCAGUAAGGAGGGCGAGGCCAAGACGGUCCUGACGGCUGAGUACGAGGUGGAGUUUGUCGGUGAUGAGUGCGAGGAGACGGCUGUCAACAUCACCAACCACAGCUACUUCAACAUCGGCGACGGCCCCACCAUCUCUGGCACCACCGCCCAGCUGGCUACCCGGGAAUACCUGCCCCUAGACGACACCGGCAUCCCGCAUGGCAAGAUUGAUAAGUUCCCCCGCGAGGUCACCGAGCCCUUCGAGCUGACCGCAACGGGUGCGCACAUCGACGACGUCUUCGUCAUGGAGACCGACCCGUCCAAGAUCCCGCUCGACACGCGCGGCCUGCCCGUGCGCCGGCUGGCUCAGUUCAGCAACGCAAACACCGGUCUGCACCUCGAGGUACACAGCACCGAGCCCGCGUUCCAGUUCUACACCGGCAAGUACAUCGACGUGCCGGCGAUCGAUGGUGCCCCGGCGCACACCGAGGGCGCCGGGUUCUGCGUUGAGCCCAGUCGUUACGUGAAUGCGAUCAACGAGCCCGAGUGGCGCAACAUGGUGCUCUUGAAAAAGGGUCAGGUCUUUGGCUGCAAGAAUGUGUACAAGGCUUGGAAGGAGUAA